GAAAAUCUAAAGAAACGAAUAUAAUAUACAUAUAUGGAAAAUACUAAAGUUCAAUAAUAAAAGAAAUCGAAAAGUAGAAAUCAUAUUUUUGCUAUAUUAUGGAUGGCUUAGUUGAAAUACCUUAUUAUAUAAUUUAUUUUAAUACUGGAUUAAUUAGUUAUUCGCAUAUUUAAUAAUUUUAUUCAUUUUAUAAUAAUUUACCAAAUAAAUAUUAUUAGAAUUUAAAAAACAUAUAUAUAGUUAAUCCUUCAAUUUUAGUAAAGUCUUAUAACAUGUUUAAAUAAUAAACUGUAUCAAAAGAAAAAAUUCUUUAUUUAAAAUCAUUAAAAAGACUAAUAAAGUUAGAUUUUAUGAAUUAAUCUUUGAUUAAUAAAAUAUCAAAAUACGUAAAAGACUAUAAUAAUUAUAAUGAUCCUAUAAAGACUUCUUAAAAUCACGAUAAAUCAGAAAAUAUGGAAAAAAAAAUUCUUUUUGGAAAGAGUUUAGAGGACUUAGAGUUAGAUUAAGAGUUAAUGAUUCCAGUAAUUGUAGUUCAUUUAUUUAGUUAUUUCGAAAACAAUGCUUAAUUUAUUUAAGAAUAAGGUAUUUUUAGAAAAUGUGCUACUGAAUCUGGUAUAAAAUUAGUUGAAAAAGAAUUAAUUGAUAAAAAUUAUGAAUAUUUAAAUAGAGUCGAAGAUCCACAUAUUGUGGCAUCUUGUAUAAAAAGAUUUUUUAUUUAAUUACCUGAACCAAUAUUUCCAUUUAAAUAAUAUGAAAAAAUAAAGAAAUUCUCGGUAAUUUAGGACUAAUAUGAAUUUAAAAAAAAACUAUAAGAAAUAAUAGAAGAAAUUCCUAUUUUGAAUUAUAAUGUUUUAAAAAACAUCUAAAUUGUUUUUGUUGCAUUCGUUUAAUUUAUUUUCAAGACUUUUAAUUUAAGAAUUUCAUUAUAAUUUUGUAAAUUAUCAAUUAACUUUUGA
Molecule: messenger RNA, 956 nt
Organism: Ichthyophthirius multifiliis
Lineage: Eukaryota; Ciliophora; Oligohymenophorea; Hymenostomatida
Product: rho gtpase activating protein 1, putative
Exons: 6
Biological process (GO): small GTPase-mediated signal transduction
Cellular component (GO): cytoplasm
Molecular function (GO): GTPase activator activity
Source: RefSeq, a predicted model, not a curated record